AUGACGACUCAGUCGGCCUAUGUGGUGGAGGGUACAAAGAAGGGAGAUUGGAAGCUCAGUGACCGUAGCCCAGGUGGGUCAUCCACGGGAGUCGCAGUCGGAAUAUCUGCUGGCUUCAGCCCUUUGGGUAUUGGCACUGAGACAGACGGAUCCCUGAACACCCCAGCCAGCCGCGCCGCUCUGUUUGCUUUGAAGGUAUCGGUUGGCUCAUCCUCAUCUCAAGGAGUCAUAUCAAUCUCCUCGACGUUUGACAGUCUGGGAGGGAUGGGCAAGACCGUCAAGGACGUCGCGCUCUUAACAGAUGCUCUCCUCAACAACAACGCCAAGGCAGGCUUCCCUGGCGGCUUGGUUAACUUCCUAACAGACAGCUGGAAAGGGAUCAGAGUCGGGAAAUCAGCACUUGACGGUGCUGCCCAAAAGAUAAGAGCACAAGGAGCAUUCGUUGUCCAUCCCCUACAUCUGCUUCCAGCGACCGCUCUGAAACUCGACGAUGAACCAGCAAUGCCCAUCGUAAUGAGAUACGAGUUUCGUGAGCUGAUGGAUGAGUAUCUGUCAUCUUACCUCGAGGAGAGUCAGACUGGAACAAGGCACAUGCGACCCAGGAGCUUCCUGAAGGUAACCCUGUGCUUCUACAUCAGAUAUCGAAUCUCCAUGUCUGACAUGUACACAGACUACCCAGGACAGGACCUCUUAGCUUCAGCGCUAGAAGACCAGACACCGCUCGAGAAGGUCUUGCGGGCCCGAGAAGCUGUAAGGCGCAUCGCAACAAGCGGGAUCAACGAGGCUCUCGAUGAACACAAUCUUCAAGCCAUCAUUGCCACCACGGACUCUCCCAUAUCAUCGUUAGCAUCCUCAGCCGGGUAUCCAAUUGCGACUGUCCCACUUGGUCGCCGCAAUUCAAAUGGACGUCCAUUCGGCGCUGCCAUCAUGACAAGGGCUGGUGACGAGGGGACACUGAUCCAAAUCAUGAGCGCUUGGGAAGCCACGUUCCCGAAGAGAGAAAUACCCACACUUUUCCUGAAUGCCAAAUCGGAAAUCUGA
This is a messenger RNA of Diaporthe batatas, 1041 nucleotides long. RefSeq lists its product as uncharacterized. The record is from RefSeq and is a predicted model, not a curated record. Lineage: Eukaryota; Fungi; Ascomycota; Sordariomycetes; Diaporthales; Diaporthaceae. Bases 1 to 1041 code for a protein of 346 amino acids. The transcript has 7 exons.